This is a messenger RNA of Nicrophorus vespilloides, 1263 nucleotides long. RefSeq lists its product as uncharacterized. NCBI's taxonomy places the organism in Eukaryota, Metazoa, Arthropoda, Insecta, Coleoptera, Silphidae. Bases 91 to 813 code for a protein of 240 amino acids. The transcript is spliced from 4 exons. The record is from RefSeq and is a predicted model, not a curated record. Gene Ontology annotation, biological process: negative regulation of apoptotic process; regulation of actin filament polymerization. Gene Ontology annotation, cellular component: mitochondrion; sarcoplasmic reticulum; actin cytoskeleton.
UGAGUAUGACAGUAUGAGAAUGUGUCAACCAGUGUCAACUAUUUUGAGUUAUUGCGUAUAUUCUCUUAAAAAUUCAAAAUUUUAAAUAUAAUGGAUUUCUUCAAUGUAUUUAAGAGUUUUUUUGGUUUUCCCAAUUCAGUACAUCCACAUGAUUUCAACAGUGAAAGAUAUGAGAAUAUCAAAGAAGAUAGUCACAAUCACUUUAUUAAGUCAGAGGUGGAUAAUGAUGAAAUGGGUUUUCAAAUAUUCGCAAAUCCAUUGGAGAUGCAGCGUUACUUUGAACAGCAGCUAAAUGAAAUUGCUAGAUCCUUUGGAGAAAAUACACUGUUUGGUAACAUUUUUCCUAACCCAAAUUUAUCAGCUGUUGAAACACAAACAGAGUCUACCUCAAAGAAUUUAAGAGAUAUAUAUUUAAAACCAGAUUACGAAAGACAUAACACAUCAGCUAAGACAGACUCUGACCUUGAUGGAAAAGUCAAUAUUAAGGAACUAGAUACUAUAUUGGAACCUAACCAUAGGUUUUCUGCACCAAAAUCAAGUUUCUUUGGACAAAGUGUUAUCACAAGAACUAUUGCAAAGCCUGAUGGAAGUAUAGAAAUGACAAGGAGAAUUAGUGAUCAUUUAGGGAAUGAGGAAACAUCUGUAACUCAUAGACAUGGAGAUCAGGAACAUAUUAUUGUAACUAAAAUUGUGAAGAAUGGUCAAUCUGUGACUGAUGAGAAACUAGUUACUAUUGAAGAAGGAAAACAAAUCAGAGAAAUACCUGAUAUAAAUAACUUUGUUUUUUCAAUUUUCAAUGAUUUUUUUAAGUAGCUAUAGUAAAUUAAGUACUUUUCAUCAUAUUAUUAUGGCAAACCUUUUUAUUAUUAUUCAGGUAUCCAGCUAUAUUUAAUACAUGCUUUUGCAUGACUAUUUUAGAAAGAAAUAUCUGCAAAAGACUUAACUAUUCACUACAAAUAUAUGUGUAUGAUGAUAAAACCCUCAAGCUGUCUUCGAGAAAAAAAUAACGCUCAACAUGUAUUAUAUACCACGAUAAGACAUACUUAAUAAAAGUUAUAGGAAAGUCUGUACGUAAAUAUGUUUAAAUUCAGGUUGUCAUUUUUAUCUUACACAAUUUUACGUGUUAUUAACAUUACAUUCGGUUCUUCCUUCUCAGAAGAAAGCAAAACGCUAUACAUAUACAAAACGAACAGGGGGACCUACAAAGAGACUAAUAAGAAGGAAGAUAUGUAAUAAUACAUAGUAAUUAGAUUAAUUAUACAU